CCGCGCCGUCGCUGGCCCCGGCCCCCCAGUUCCUCAAACGCCAGGUCACGCCGCCGCCGCGGUCGCCGGACACGGCGGGAGCCCGCACCGCCAAGCAGUCGCCCCUGUACAACCGGGGGAUGAUGAUGGAGAGUACGGAGGAGAUCGACUACAGCAAAGAUUCGGCCAAGGACCUGAAGCCGCCGUACAGCUACGCGACGCUGAUUGCCCAGGCCAUAUUCUCCAGCGAGGAGGAGAAGCUGACCCUCAACAGUAUUUACAACUGGAUCAUGGAGAAAUAUGCGUUCUACCGGCAUUCCCAGAGCGGGUGGCAGAACUCCAUUCGACACAACCUCUCCCUCAACAAAGCGUUCCAGAAAGUUCCCCGCCGGACCGACGAACCCGGCAAAGGCAUGAAGUGGCAGAUCGCACCGGAAUACCGCGAGGAGUACUGGAAGAAGCAGCUCAAGAAGGGCACGCAAUCGUCCGCGCCCUCGUCGCCCGCGACCAAAGACUCGACGCGGGGCAACGGUCUGGAAGCGGUGUUCCUGGCCGGCAAGAAGUCACCGCCGGUGUCGUCGCCCGGGUUCAGUUCGUUCCCUGUGGCGCCAGUCGAGGCGUACACGCCGGAGCGAGGCUCGCGAGCGUCCCGCAACGGAGCGCAGUCGCUGCGGCCGCCACCGCCGAUCCGAGACUACGAGGAGCCAUCACCCCUGCCGGCGCGGACUGCCGCCAAGCAGGGCAACGGCGCGGGGCUGCGGUACGGGAUGUCAGACCACGCCGUGGGAUCACCGCCGGUCCUGUCGUCGUCGUAUUACGACGAGGGGCCCUCGUCCAUGAUCACGCCGGCGCCACAACGGCAACAGCCACGCCUCCCGCCGCCGAGCACAGCGCAGAUCCCGUCCAAGUUCAUGCCGAUGAGCUCACCGGCGCAGUUCUGGAAGUUUGCCGACAUCGGCAGCACGCCCGCGCGACCAGUCCCGGACAUGAGUCCCUUGAAAGGGGAUUUGGGUGAUGGACUGGGUAGUAUCCCGAGUAGUAGUCCGCCGCCGCCGAACCUGGCUAGCCCGAGCAAGCCGGGGACGCUGAACGGCGUCGGUCACGGCCGGUUACCAUCUCGACAUGACGACGGACGACCGGGGACAAAUGGGUCGGGGCGAUUGGAUGAGGAAGAAGAGGAUGACGGAGGAUUUGAUCUGGCACGGGGCUUCCAACCGAUCGGGUCAUACCAUCGACAGCUGAACAACGCGGCGCGGGCGAGUGCCGCGACGUCGUAGACUCUGACCGAUGAAGAUAAUGCAUUAAGCCCGAUGAAAUGUAAUGAUGAUGACUGGACGUGGAUAGAGGAGCAUGGGUGGCAUUCAUCUAGUGCUCGCUGAGCUGAUCUAUGUACGAGCGAAUAUUACGAUUAAUAGUCUGAUCUACCCUACACUUCAAUCCAUGUUCAUUAUUUAAUUCAAACAUGUUAC
Messenger RNA from Aspergillus candidus, 1448 nucleotides. RefSeq names its product putative forkhead transcription factor Fkh1/2. Lineage: Eukaryota; Fungi; Ascomycota; Eurotiomycetes; Eurotiales; Aspergillaceae. The transcript is spliced from 3 exons. The record is from RefSeq and is a predicted model, not a curated record. Gene Ontology annotation, molecular function: RNA polymerase II cis-regulatory region sequence-specific DNA binding; DNA-binding transcription factor activity, RNA polymerase II-specific. Gene Ontology annotation, biological process: regulation of transcription by RNA polymerase II. The coding region runs from base 120 to 1256 and encodes 378 amino acids.